This is a messenger RNA of Paramisgurnus dabryanus, 4745 nucleotides long. RefSeq lists its product as uncharacterized. NCBI's taxonomy places the organism in Eukaryota, Metazoa, Chordata, Actinopteri, Cypriniformes, Cobitidae. Gene Ontology annotation, cellular component: nucleus. Gene Ontology annotation, molecular function: RNA polymerase II cis-regulatory region sequence-specific DNA binding; DNA-binding transcription activator activity, RNA polymerase II-specific. The record is from RefSeq and is a predicted model, not a curated record. Gene Ontology annotation, biological process: regulation of transcription by RNA polymerase II.
AUGUUUCUUUCAGAUGUGAAGAGUGAUUCAUGUUUGGAUAUAGAAAUAACGUCCUCAACAUCAAAAGAGCGACUGACAGCACAAACUCUUUCCUGCAUCACCUGUGGAAAGACAUUCAGCUCACAGAGACAUUUAGAGAGACAUGAGAGAAAACACACAGAAGAGAAACUCUUCAACAGAUCUGAGAUCAGCUUUACUACCUUACAAGAGAAGAAACUUCAUUCAGAAGACCACAGCGAGAAGAAGAAGAAGAGAAAGCAGUUUCACUGUGAGCAGUGUGGGAGGAUUUGUGUCUCUUCCUCUAAACUAAAUCUUCACACGAGGACACACAGUGAUGAAAAGCCUUUCAACUGCACUGAAUGUGGAAAAGACUUCAGAACCAAAGCCAAUCUUAAAAUUCAUCUGAGAGUUCAUACAGGAGAGAAACCUUAUGGGUGUCCUCACUGUGAGAAGAGAUUUAGCUGUAAACAUAGUCUGAAGACACAUGUGCUUUUACACACCAAUGAGAGACCGUAUCAGUGCAGUGAAUGUGACAAAACCUUUAUGGAUUCAAGUUCAUUAAAAAUACACCAGAAUAUUCACUUUAAAGAGAAACUCUAUCAGUGUUUACACUGUGAUAGAUGUUUCUGCCAUAAAUAUAAUCUGAUAGUCCAUGAGAGAGUUCACACUGGAGAAAAACCUUACAAAUGCUCUCAGUGUGACAAGACUUUUGCUGCUUCAAGUCACUUCAAAGUCCAUCAGAGGACUCACACUGGAGAGAAACCUUACGUCUGCGCUCACUGUGGAAAGAGCUUCUCCAAUUCAACUCAAUUAAAAGAUCAUCAAAGAGUUCACACUGGAGAGAAACCUCAUCACUGUAGUGUCUGUGGAAAGAGCUUCUCUAGGUCAUCUCAAUUAAGAGCUCAUCAAAGACUUCACACUGGAGAGAAACCUCAUCACUGUAGUGUCUGUGAAAAGAGCUUCUCUAGGUCAACUCAAUUAAGAGAUCAUCAGAGGGUUCACACUGGAGAGAAACCUUAUCACUGUAGUCUCUGUGGAAAGAGCUUUUCUAAUUUAUCUCAAUUAAGAGUUCAUCAAAGAGUUCAUACUGGAGAGAAACCUCAUCACUGUAGUGUCUGUGGGAAGAGCUUCUCUAGUUCAUCUCAAUUAAGAGUUCAUCAAAGAGUUCACACUGGAGAGAAACCUUAUCACUGUAGUGUCUGUGGAAAGAGCUUCUCUAGGUCAACUCAAUUAAGAGCUCAUCAGAGGGUUCACACUGGAGAGAAACCUUAUCACUGUAGUGUCUGUGGGAAGAGUGUUAGUCACCAGUCAAACUUACUAAGGCACCAGAGAGUUCAUACAGGUGAAAAACCGUACAAAUGCUCUCAGUGUGGCAAGACGUUUGCUUCUUCAGGUGACUUCAAAGCCCAUCAGAGGGUUCAUACUGGAGAGAAAGUUUAACUCUUUCCCGAACUUUAACUCUUUCCCCACCAGCAUUUUAAAAAAAGUCGCCAGCCAUUUUUCAUGAUUUUCACAAAAGUUAAAUGUGGGCAAUACUUCUGAGUUGUAUAAGUUGCGAAAGAGCACCAAUUGGUGGAUAAUAGCGGUAUUGUGGAAAGUCGGAAUUACUUGUCAUUGGCAUAUGGAGCUAGAAGAGUCUCAAUAAAGAUAAAUGCACACACUACAUUCACAUAUGCACACACAGGAUUCAUAAAUACACAUGCAGGAUACACAAAUGCACACAAAAUUCACAAAUGCACACACAAAAUUUAAGAAGCACAGAAGAUUCACAAAUGCACACAAAAUUCAGAAAUGCACACAAAAUUCAUAAAUACACAACCAAUUCAGAAAUGCAAACAACAUUUACAAAUGCACUCAAGAUUCACAAAUGCACAGGACAAGAUUCAGAAAUGUAUUUCUGAUGCACACACAAAUAUAUCUUGAUUUACAAACUGUUUUUGGUCUGUGAACUUUACUGCAUUUGUGUGUGAAUUUUGAGACUCCCCUGACUUGGCUCGACACACAAAUGCCUUUUUUUAAACAGGGAAUGAUCUGCAACCAAUCAGAUAUCUCCUCCUUGUUUUAGCCAGUCACAAUCUUUUUCGGUUUUAUUGGCGGUUGGCAAACCAGCUUAAAGGUCAUGUGAUUGGCUUAUAAGGGCGCACUCACAUUAUCCAAACCAAACCGCGCUCGGAUUGUUUAAUCGUGCCACGGCCGGGUUGCAGAGGUGGGCCGGAGCGCGGUUCACUUGGGCUCAGGCGCGGAAGGCUGUGGUGAAGAGGUGAAGACGUCAGUUGCGCGACCACUCACCUUCAUCUGCAUCCGUAAAAACCUUUUGAUGCGCGCAGCGGGGUUACGUGAAUGUCCGAGCUGCGCACGUGACAGAUCAACUUAGCAAUAUGAUGACAUGUGAGAGGGCUGUCUGUAAUCGCGCACCAAACGACUCCGAAUGAAAAACACAGACAUAUCAUUACGGUGGGUUCCAGUGUUAAGAGAGCGCUUUACUUCCUGCUUUUUCAAAACAAUCGCAUCUUAAUGACGAAAGCGCGCCCGGACUCGGAUCGAUAAGAAGUACAGUGUGAGUGCGUGCACCUGGGGGAGUUGGGAGGGGUGGCAAUCGCGCCCAGGCAUGGUUUGGUUUGGUUGGGAUAAUGUGAGUGCGCCCUAAGUAAACAAUCCCCCAUGUGGGGUGCGUUCUUGUGAUUGGCUAAAACAAGGGGGAGAUAUCUGAUUGGUUGCAGAUCAUUGACAGGGCACAUAUGGGGAAAAUCUAAUAACAAAUAAAGAAAUUACAAACAUUUAUAAAAAAAAGAACAAAGCUGCACAUUAAUAAGGGCUAACAUUAGCAUUAGGUACAGAAAUGGAAUUAAAUGAGUCAUAACACUGUCUUUAUUGUAUAAAUUAAAUAUAUUAUUAUUUUUAGAGCUAUUUGUCUCUUUGUAAGACUUAAGUAGGUUAAUUGAGGUUACUGUCUCUUUAAAUAAGCACAGACUGGUUUAUGACUGUAAUCUAUGCAUACACUUAAGACAUAAACAAAUGUUUUUAUUAGAAAAAGAAUACUUUGGAGAUCAUUUUGUUUAUAUGUGCCCUGUCAAUAACAGAAAGAUUUUACGUUCGCUUGUUUGCGUCUCACUCGUGUGUGCACUAUUGAGGGCACUUAAACACGCGCGCACACAGAGAACGAAGGCGAAUCCCAAACAGCGCAGCAUAAAAACGUUACGUUAUUGCUUUAUUCGGCACAUUUAUGUUAAUGGACUAUACAGUAUGAGACACAUUUGCGCGACUCUCUCUAAAGUUUACACAUCAAGAGUUCUGAUCUUUGAAGGGCGAACUCACUGUGAUGAUCACGUCUGGACCGGACACAACCGCAUGUGCCUCUGUGCGUACUUUAGCACCUUUUUGCGUUUAAAUACAUCCACGCCGCAUACAUGUUGCUUCAGACAAGCACGUGCAGGUCGCGGUUUCUGUUUGCGUCAUCACAACAUUUCGGCCGUAUUGUUUCGGUGAUAAAAGUCUUUCGGUGGCCGAAUAUUCGGUGCAUCCCUAGUGUAAUCCAUACGUCGGUUUCUUUGUUCUAUGUGUCGUUCAGCGUUCUCACGUUGUGGUUAGCUACGGAGAAAUAUUUGUUCUUGGAUUUUCCAGUCUUAGCAUACUUGUCAGUGGCUGGCAGAUUGGUUGAACAACCACCUUGAUUUCCAAGGUCUCCUUGUAUUGCCUUACCCUUUCCUCAAAGUCUUUCAACGGUUAAACCCCUUACUUGCCUUUUGAGGUAAGAGUGUUAUUGCUGCGUCCCAAUAACACUUUGAUAGUUUCACUAGUUUGGUCCCCAUAGCCAUAUUGAUCUAAGAUCAUCUAAGAUCUUCUGGUAGGACACAUCCAUCCAUCUAGGUAGGAUAUCCCUCUAGUCCCUAUCGGGUCAGUUUAACGUCUUGACCAGGACGUGCUUUCAGCGCCUAGCAGCUUGUUUUUGUUUAGGAUAAGGUUAUAAAGGAGCAUGUGACGCCCCAUUCUAUGCUGGUGAGUGAUCUCAGCUUCAGAGUGGAUAUUUUAAAAGCUCCCUGAUCUCUAAAUUUCUCAUCGUGAUUGUUAAUGUGCAUUUAAAAACCCUGUUUUGAGGAGCUAAACGAUAUAUCUUGUUGCGAUGACGCACAGGGAUUUUUGUUUAUUAUAAGCUCAUAUGAGCAUGUGACACAAUAUUCUUUUUUGCUGCUGAAUGAUCUCUGCUUCAGCGCUAAUAGUGACGAGCUAACUUGCAUGAUAUUAGCUUCAGUCGAGUUUGCUGUCAUUUCUCAUGAAUAUUGAUCUGCAUGUAAAUCUCUUGUUUUAAAGAGCUGAAUCAUAACUUAAUUGUUGUGAUGACACGCGCGUCCUCACUACAACACGCCCAUUACGGCAUUGUGUUUGUGUCUUUUCAUACUGAGGGUUUUCCGGGCAUCUUACGGCAAUGUUACUAGGUCUUCUUUCCAAGAACGAUAGAAGAUUUACGGACAUGUUUACAUUCACACAGAAGCUUGUCUGCCAAUUGUAUGGGUAUUUUCUGUGACCAGAGUGCUGUGUGGAUGUAUGUGUGUGGUUGUUUAAUUUUCAGGCAGCAAGCCAACAUACUGUAACUAUAUACAAUAGUGUUGUUUUUCAUAUUUUAUUGAUACAUUUAUCAUUUUUGUAUCACAUUUAUCUCUUUUAUAAACUCUUUUGUAAUGUGUCAAACUCAUUAAUUUUAUGUUGUGUGCUAUGUAAUUUUAAUAAAAUAAGAAUUUAAGAAUUGG